AUGGGAAUUUCGGGUCUGCUGCCAUUUGUGAAGAAGGCUUGUCGUGAUGGAAAUAUUAAUGAGUUGGCGGGUUUAUCUGUCGCAGUCGAUGCGAGCUGCCUGCUUCAUCGCGGCAUGUUUGGCUGUAUGGAUCAAGUCGCAACUGGUGAAGAAACCAAUUUUUAUAUCUACUAUGUACGCAAGUAUAUUAAAACUCUACUAGACCAAAAAUGCCACGUGGUUAUGGUAUUUGAUGGGCGACGAUUGCCAGCCAAGAAGGAUACAAAUGCAGAAAGACAAGCAAGAAGGGAAGAAAAUUUAUCACAAGGGCAUGCAUUGCUAAGCCAAGGAAAAGUGGAUGAGGCUAGCGAAAAGUUUAAGCGCGCAACUCAUAUCACCCGAGAAGUAGUGGAGAGCACAGUUAAGUUUUUUCGUUCGUAUCGAAAUGUCGAUAUCAUUGUGGCUCCAUAUGAGGCUGAUGCAGAGCUAGCUUAUUUGUCUCGAGAAGGCUUAGUCGACGCUGUUAUCACACAAGACUCGGAUCUGAUUGUAUUUGGAUGUGAAAAGAUAUUCUUUAAAUGGGAGCACGCUUCCGGUUCAUGCUUGAUCUACGAUCGAUCUUGUUUGGAAGAUUGUUUCCCAACAGCUUUCAAAUUCACGUUUGAAAAGUUUCGCCGAGUUUGUAUUCUAGCUGGUUGCGAUUAUCUCCAGGCUGGUCUACCGGGUGUUGGAAUUAACAAGGCUUUGACUUUCUUGACGAAAACAUCUCAAACUAAUCCUCGUUUAAUGUUGAAAAAAAUUCCCACCACUCUCAGGAUGCCAAAACUGCGUGUUAGCGAUGAAUUUGUUGAAGAGUUUAUUAAGGCUGAAAAUACUUUUCUUCAUCAGGUGAUUUUUGAUCCGAUUUCCCGUACUCAGCAGCCACUCACUCCCUAUCCGAUUAAUUCCGAAAACAAUGAAAAUUUUAAUAUAAUGGCUGAUGAUUCACCAAUACAUACGUAUGCUGGAGAAGUGGUUAAUCCAAAAUCCUCUGUUCGUUUGGCUCUUGGGAACCAUAUUGAUUGCAAAGGUGUUUUGGAAGAUGUUUUUCUCUUGUCGGAGCAACCUCCACAUUGGUCUGUUUGGAAUGAUCAGUACAAAUCACUUGGCACAAUUAUCAGACACGAGAACAAAUUGGAGAAACGCAAGCAGCCGAACAAUAAUGCCAUUCAGUUCGACUUUGCUGAAAAUAAACGGGUGAUGACGCCAAAAGUUCAAGCUACUACAACUUGUAACGGUUCUAUUCAAAUCAGCGCUACAGCGAAAAAGUCCACUGUCACACGUCGUUUGCGAAAUGAAGCUACCUUGAAUUGGACAGUUGAUGAUAUGUUAAGAUUGUACUCAUCACAACCUUUAACCUCUAGUUCUCAGAAUUCGCCUUUUACUCAACAAUCGGGCAGUUCACAAUCGCCAGAUAGGAAACGCAAGUACAGUGCAGAUGAAAGAGAUGAUAACUCCGACACCAAAGACUCGUGUGAUUUGUUUUCCGACCCUGAAUCUUUGACGGAUACAAUUGAAAACAAUGUUCAUGGCGAUUCUUUGGUGGUUUCUGAUGUAGUUAUUACCAGAACCAAAGAGAUUACCAGCUCGGCUCAAUCAAUUGCAAAUUUGUCACGAUUGCCUGAAAAUCCCUUCAAGAAAGAUUUUGGCUUAGCCGGUGGCAAGAUAUAUGAGCCACCCAAAAGAAAAUAUCGGUCUGUUGGAAUUGCUAGUCAAAUCAAUGACGUCGAGAACAAAAUAGCGGAUGAAAAUGUCCAGAAGACUCCGACUUCUAGACAAACUGUUUUGACCAAUAUUCGAGCAUUUGGCUUUCGGAGCGCAGGCCUAAGAAAGGUCCAGAAAGAGAGCAAC
Mesorhabditis belari is the source of this 1869-nucleotide messenger RNA. The record is from the annotation of a GenBank genome assembly. Lineage: Eukaryota; Metazoa; Nematoda; Chromadorea; Rhabditida; Rhabditidae.